GGAACGCAGCACAAGUGUCCCUGGUAGCAAUGACACUUCUCGCGAGAACUGAGGUUUACGUCGCGUGGAUUUAAACUACAAAGUUUCAUGUGGAUUUAUAGUUGUCGUUUGUGUGCACGGGUAGAUUGAAACAAAUCCGAGAUUUAAUCCGCCCGUUAAAGUUAGCGACGAGUGUCGUUGCGAGAAUCCCCAAAUUUAAACACGUUUACAUUGUUUUGCGUCGUGUGCACUGAGGAAGAAAAGAGACUUCCGCAUCCGUUGAUUUGGAGUUCGCGGGUCAGCACGAGAGCGCUAUUAGCGUUACCUUUUGUUUUUAUGGGUAUUCAUCAAGUGACGACAUUGUUGACACACUUUCGUGGCUGUUUGGCAAUUUCUUUAGCAGACGUAUCUAGUUCAGUGUGCGUGCAGCAUGUCCCUGCUGUCCGUGGCCGAGCAGGCUAUCGAGUCCUGCAAAGCUGAACAAACCAAGAUUCAUGACAGUAUUCAACUGUACAGAGACAUACUACAGAGUUUAACACAACAACCCGAGCCGGGCGUGGAGGAGUCCGACUGUGUAGAUGAUGCUGCUGCUGCUGAUGCAGACGCAGAUACCUCACCAGGGGAGAAGGAAGACAUAGAAUUGCUUGAGCAAGCGCUGGAGAAAGCCCUCCGGAUCCGCACAGGUUUUGGAACUUCUAAAACGGACCCAGACAGACACAAGCAAUCUAGACCUGUAAAGGAACUGGGAGCCUCAGUUGUUACAUCACAGUCAUCUGCACCGUCAACAGGAAGUCAAUCCACCUCUAAAUCUGCCAGCAUUACCAGAAAAGAUCACAAAAAACCUGGAUUAUCAGUAUCCUCCACGCGAGGCUCCAGGCGCUCAGCUAGCAACAAUCCCAGACAGUCCAAAACAACACACAAAAGAAGCACAAUCCAGAACAACCCUGUCUCAUCUGCUGAGGUCGUGCAUCACCAGGCAGCUAGGAAAUUGCAGGGGGCUGGUUCAGCGUUUGGCACUCUUGAUCACAUCUCAACCUUGCACUCCAAAAACAAGACUAUUAAAAGAAGCGUGCUGAGUGUUGAUGACCCGGGCAAAUCCACACCUUCUCCAAAUAACACGGUGCCGUUUUCACAUACAGAUGAGUCCGGAGCACACGGCUUGCUUCAACGGAGUGGCAGAAUACCCAAUGAGCAGAUAACAAAAUGGAAAUCUUUAAGGAACAAGCAAAACAGGUUGACCAGAAUCUAUCUGUUGAUUUUGUCAGAAUACUACACUUACUCCACAGUUUUGUUUAGUUUUGCACUGAGUUUCCUUCUGUACAUUAACUUUAGGUUGUGGGACAAAGUUUUUGCCCUACAAAGAAACCCUGUGCCUGAGAGCAGUUACUUCAUGGAGAGAAUGACAACUACGUUCCCCAAGGAUUGGCCGUGUGGCAGCCUAGAUCAGACCACGGCUCCGGAUGACAAGCUGAUUCACCUUGGUCAUGAGCUCACCCAUCCCUGCCAGACAAAAGAGCCUCUUGCCAAAGUGACCCCAGAAGCAGCUACAGAGCUCGGUACUAGGAAAAACAAGUAUGACUCAUGCCUGACUGCAGACCCAGUAACACAAGAGUUGGAAACGUGGGAUCGAUGGAGGCCAGGGGGAGGUCCUCUCUGCCCCACUGGGGCAAAUAGUCUGUGGGAAGAUGGCAUGAUCACACCUCUGCCCCUGACUAUAACCUACACAACUGAGGCAGAGCUCCAAGAGCUGGAGAAGCUGAGGAUGCGGGUGGCCCUGCUGCAGCAAGAGAUCAACCUGGAGCAGGCUCUGUUGGAAAACCUGUCCCCUCAGCUCUCCUCUAUAGCACCUGGGCCUGGAUGUCCGAACCCCAGUGUGCUGAGAGACAUGUACUCCCUGCUGGGUGAAGGAGGGGAGCGAUUCCCUGCCACAGUCCUGGACUCUGAGUCUGAUUGACCAGAGAACAUACAGUAUUGCACCGAGUGAUCAGUUUAUGAGGUACUUUGCCCUAUUUACACAAAGAAGAUAAAUUAGAUAUUAUUCUCAACCUCCAGUUGGAUCAUUCUGCUCUGACACCAGUCAGUAAAACUAGAAAAAUGUAUUGGUCACAAUAGUGCAGGACCAUUAUAUUUGAUUGUCUGUCAACUGGAUUACUCAAAAAUGACUUAUUUCCAUAAAAAAUUGUGGAGUCGUGACUCGCAGGGUAUGACCCAAGGAAGAACCCAUUCAAUUUCUUUAACGUGGCGAGAUAGGUCGUUCGCCUUGGCAGAGGAAUGCGCUCGCCGAGUGCCCUUCUAGUUCAGGAGUAUAUUUGUCUGUGAAUCAAGAAUCUAGGUCGUUAUUGUUAAGAAUCCCUUUUUAGUCCGCAGUGAUUUUAGUUAUUCAGUGUCGAUUGCCGUGUAAUAAAUUGACUGAAUGAAAAAUA
Scophthalmus maximus (turbot) is the source of this 2402-nucleotide messenger RNA. RefSeq lists its product as uncharacterized. The record is from RefSeq and is a predicted model, not a curated record. The transcript is spliced from 8 exons. Bases 410 to 1933 code for a protein of 507 amino acids. Lineage: Eukaryota; Metazoa; Chordata; Actinopteri; Pleuronectiformes; Scophthalmidae.